Laccaria bicolor S238N-H82 is the source of this 618-nucleotide messenger RNA. RefSeq lists its product as uncharacterized. The transcript has a single exon. Lineage: Eukaryota; Fungi; Basidiomycota; Agaricomycetes; Agaricales; Hydnangiaceae. Bases 1 to 618 code for a protein of 205 amino acids. The record is from RefSeq and is a predicted model, not a curated record.
AUGCAGCCUCGAGCAGAGGUAGUCUUCUCCAGCGACGUUGGUAACAUGGACGAAUGGGCCAGGCGAACCAAAAUCCCCCUUACCACCGCAGAGGCCUUGGGGGCGACCUACGCUCGCGCCCAGCGCUGGUUCCAGACACUCAAAUUGCAAUUGAUCCGCGAACACAACUGGGCGGACGCACCAACCCCUGACCAAAGAAUGCUUGUUUCUCUCGAAACAUCAUCCAUUUGGCGUUCUUCAGUCGGCCUUCCGGCUGGUCCCAAACUCAAGCUCCAACUCCCAGUGCACGCGAGCUCCUUCUUUUCUCCUGAGCGUCGCGUUCAAUGGGAGAUGGUCUUCCACAGUGAUAUUUUCGAGUCCGUCCGCAAGAUAUGCCCUCCCAUCAACGAUAUUCUCAACCUUAUCCAAUGCCUACUCACCGGCGUUGUGACCCUUGUUUUCGAGGAGAACCUGCCCCAGGGCGUAUACAAGACAACCCGCGGUCUUCCGCCGGUAUCAUGGAUAAAUGCCAAUGAAGAAGCACUCACCGAAGUGUUUGGUGCUGUCCAUUUCAGAGCUCUGCGAAAGGCUUGCAGCGAUACUGCCGCCGCUUUCAAGCUUGAAAUCCUACCACAUUGA